This is a messenger RNA of Syngnathus acus (greater pipefish), 1345 nucleotides long. RefSeq names its product dynein, axonemal, light chain 1 (gene dnal1). The record is from RefSeq and is a predicted model, not a curated record. Gene Ontology annotation, molecular function: protein kinase binding. Gene Ontology annotation, cellular component: cytoplasm. Lineage: Eukaryota; Metazoa; Chordata; Actinopteri; Syngnathiformes; Syngnathidae. The transcript is spliced from 9 exons. Bases 642 to 1220 code for a protein of 192 amino acids.
GUGAGCAUGGACGCGCGCCUGUGGACAUAAUAGGUUUCAAAUUGCUCUAAUUGUAUUCUUAAUUAAAAAAAAAAACACAGAUUACCGACCCCAAGGUUUUUUCCCCCCACACGAAGCGACAUGCCCAGUAAUUUGCAGGCAUUUCGCCCAAUAAUAAAAUCUCAUUCAAGUUCUAUAACCAAACUUUUCCUCCUACUAAUUACCAACAAGCGCAUAAUAAUGGAGACGCAGGGGAACAGCGAUUCAAAACAAGUAACAUAUAUUUAAUUAAUUCUUAUCAAGCAAAUAUGGGUGUGGAAUUGAAAUAAUAAUGUCAAAUUCCUUGUAUUAGUCUUGACAAUGUCAAUAUAUAGUAAAGGAGACAUUUUUACGCAAAUGUUCAAACAUGUUAAAACAGUUCAAAGUGUCCUAAUAUGUACCAUGUCUGUAACAUGUGGGAAAAAUGCGAGCGAAUGUAAACAACAAAGAUGGCUAUUCUGAUCAAUUGUUUGUUGUUCUGCUUCAUAAGACCUUAGGCCGUACCUAAAUAUGCCGCGUAGGUGGUAGGUAUGCAGUCCAAACUCUUGCGUGUCGGCGAUACUGCGCAGGCGCAGUCCGUUGGUUUACUGCUCGUAUCAUAGCAACCGAAGUAUCCUAUCAAAAUGGUGGGGAAAGCAACAACAAUAAAAGAAGCCCUGACCAAAUGGGAGGAAAAGACUGGAGAGAAGAGCAGCGAGGCCACAGUUGUUAAGCUUUAUGGUCAGAUUCCCCCCAUUGAAAAGUUGGAUUCCACGCUUAGCAAAAUCCCUAAUUGCGAACAGCUGUCCCUGUCCACAAAUUGCAUUGAUAAAAUAACCAAUCUAGGCGACCUCAAAAAUUUGAAAAUCUUGUCAUUGGGUCGAAACAAUAUCAAGGCUUUUACUGGACUGGAUGCAGUUGGUGACACGCUAGAAGAGUUGUGGAUCUCUUAUAACCUGAUAGAGAAAAUGAAGGGUGUUCAUAUACUGAAAAAACUAAAGGUUCUCUAUAUGUCAAACAACCUUGUCAAAGACUGGGGCGAGUUUUCCAAGCUGGCUGAUCUGCCGUGCCUUGUCGAUCUGGUGUUUGUGGGAAACCCUCUUGAAGAGAAACACUCGGCCGAUGGAACGUGGACAGAAGAAGCGACUAAAAGGUUACCCAGACUGACAAAACUGGAUGGCAUUCCAGUUGUUAAAGGAGAUGUGGGUGAAGAUGACGACUGAUAAGCUGCAAAAGUACAAAACUUCUCAUUGUUAGUUGACCUUCUUCUAGAUUCUUCUCUAUGAAAUACCUUCAUUUGAUUUCGAUCCCACUCAGUUCAAAAUAAAUGUGUUUUGCUUGAUCACGA